Messenger RNA from Protopolystoma xenopodis, 567 nucleotides. The record is from the annotation of a GenBank genome assembly. NCBI's taxonomy places the organism in Eukaryota, Metazoa, Platyhelminthes, Monogenea, Polystomatidea, Polystomatidae.
AUGAUAGCAAUACCAAAACGUACUGUUUUUUUAUUUUCGGAAAAAGUAUUUUUCUCUAUCAAAGUAACAUGGCCCGACCUGGGCCAGACCUUAGAGCCGUUAAAUCAAUGCGUCAACUAUGAUGAUCGUCUAUGCGUGAAUUGCACACUCCGUCAUGAAAACUCGUCGUCGUCGUUUCAGACUUAUUCAUUCGUGAAUUUUCUCUCUAUCAGCAUGCUUCCAACCGGCUUUUUUACUUUAAACUGUUCAAACAAGGCUUUGCAGAUUGAAAAACUUUUUGGCUUCAGCAGGCCGGAGGAGGAAGAUGGCUACAGUCUAUCUUGUUCCGACCUGAAAAUUGAUAUUCGUAUCUUCAUGAAACCUUUAAAGGUCUGUGAAGUUGUGCUGAAGGAUAAAAGCAUGCUCGGAGAGAGUAAUGUUAAAUUGCCGGUACGUGGCAGAAUUUCCAAACCUAUUUUCCUUAAGAUUUUGUCGUUUGAAAUCAUAAAUCGUUCAUUUAAACUGUUUUAUCAGAUUCAUUUGGAUGACGUAGAAAAGCUGAUCUUUCUCAAUUUAAUUGAUAUAUAA